Mytilinidion resinicola is the source of this 1803-nucleotide messenger RNA. RefSeq names its product d-lactate dehydrogenase-like protein. The record is from RefSeq and is a predicted model, not a curated record. Lineage: Eukaryota; Fungi; Ascomycota; Dothideomycetes; Mytilinidiales; Mytilinidiaceae. The transcript has 3 exons. Gene Ontology annotation, cellular component: mitochondrion. Gene Ontology annotation, molecular function: D-lactate dehydrogenase (NAD+) activity; FAD binding; D-lactate dehydrogenase (cytochrome) activity. Bases 1 to 1803 code for a protein of 600 amino acids. Gene Ontology annotation, biological process: lactate catabolic process.
AUGUCUGUCCUCCGCAUCUCUCGCCGCCAAUUGGCGCUGCAAGGCACCUGCCAAAGCGCAACACCAUCGCCAUGGAUUGCUCGCCGCCUCCGCCUCUCGCAGCGGCGGGGCUAUGCCAGCGCCAAGGAGGAGGGGAGGUCGUUCAAGGGCCAGCUGUACGAGAGCACGGCACAGCGGAUACAGAAAGAGCGGGAAGAGCAGGCCCGGUUUGCGACGAAGAGGCAGCUGGGUUCUGGUGGGAGGGGUGCUAGCAUGUUAUUCGUCGUCGCCUUCUCCACAGCCGUAGGCUACUACGCCGGCACCCAAGCCCCCCCCGAAGCCACCACUACCUCCACGACCGCCCUCGCCGCGACCACUCCCCCAAAACACGACACCUCCCCGGGCAACCUGCAAGCCGCGUGGACCGACUUCCGCGACAUCGUCGGCGCCGCCAACAUCAGCACCGCGCGCAACGAGCUGGAAGCGCACUCGAGCUCCUCGUGGUCCUCGCACCCGCUCCUCGCCGACGAGGUCCCCUUCGCGGUCGUGAAGCCCGCCUCGACCGACGAAGUCGCGCUCAUCAUGAAAGUGUGCCACGACCGGCGCAUCCCUGUGACGGCGUACUCGGGCGGGACCUCGCUCGAGGGCCACUUCGCGGCGACGCGGGGGGGCGUGUGCAUCGACUUCACGCGCAUGGACCGCGUGCUCGCGCUGCACGCCGACGACCUCGACGUCGUGGUGCAGCCGGCGGUGGGGUGGGAGCGGCUCAACGAGGAGCUGGCGGCGGCGAAUCUGUUCUUCCCGCCGGACCCGGGCCCGGGGGCCAUGAUCGGUGGCAUGGUGGGGACGGGGUGCUCGGGGACCAACUCGUACCGCUACGGCACGAUGAAGGAGUGGGUGCUGGCGCUGACGGUCGUGCUGGCCGACGGCACCGUCAUCAAGACGCGCCAGCGCCCGCGCAAGAGCAGCGCGGGUUACGACCUCACGCGCAUGUUCAUCGGCAGCGAGGGCACGCUGGGGCUGGUGACGGAGGCGACGCUGAAGGUGACGGUCAAGCCGCAGCAGACGUCGGUGGCCGUGUCGGCCUUCGGCACGGUGCGGGAGGCGGCCGAGUGCGUGUUCAAGGUUGUGGGCGCGGGGGUGCCGAUUGCGGCGAUUGAGAUCCUGGAUGAUGUGCAGAUGAAGUGUAUUAACGAUGCGGGCAUGACGACGAAGCGGUGGGCGGAGGCGCCGACGCUGUUCUUCAAGUUCGCGGGGACGCCCUCGGCGGUGAAGGAGCAGGUCGCGCAGGUGCAGAAGAUGGCGAAGGCGACGGGCUCGCGAUCGUUCGAGUUCGCAAAGUCGCAGGAGGAGCAGCUGGAGCUGUGGAGCGCGCGGAAAGAGGCGCUGUGGAGCGUCAUCUCGCAGCAGAAAGAAGGCGACCACGUCUGGACGACGGACGUGGCGGUGCCGAUCUCGCACCUGCCCACCAUCAUCGAGGAAACCAAGCAACACAUCUCAGAGAGCGGCCUUUUGGGCAGCAUCGUCGGCCACGUUGGUGACGGGAAUUUCCACUCCAUCCUCCUCUGGAACGACUCGCAGCACGCCGUCGCCGAGGAAAUCGUCCACCGCAUGGUCAAGCGCGCCAUCGAGCUCGAGGGCACGGCGACGGGCGAGCACGGCAUCGGCCUCGUCAAGCGCGACUACUUGCCCCACGAGCUCGGCGAGACCACCGUGGACGCGAUGAGGCGGCUGAAGCUCGCGUUCGACCCGCUGUGCUUGCUGAACUGCGAUAAGAUUGUGCGCGUGCAGCGGCCGAAGCCCGGGGAGGUGAUGGAGUGGUGA